Molecule: messenger RNA, 3246 nt
Organism: Mizuhopecten yessoensis (Yesso scallop)
Lineage: Eukaryota; Metazoa; Mollusca; Bivalvia; Pectinida; Pectinidae
Product: threonine synthase-like 1
Exons: 10
Coding region: 90-2258 (722 amino acids)
Cellular component (GO): cytoplasm
Source: RefSeq, a predicted model, not a curated record
AACAACAUAUGGCGGGCAAGUAGGACUCAACCUUAAGCUUGGCCCAGACGGAGUAGGCAUAUAUGUAUGAGCUUGACCUAUAACUGAACAUGUACGGUAUGAUUCGGGGGAUAUCCCGCUUUAAAUGCCAGCCUAUCUGGCGGAAUCUACUCGUACCUGCCACGGUGGUCAAAACGCCUUAUUACUGUACAACUAACAGUAAUGCAAGGUUUCAGGAUAAUGUAAUUUUAAUGGGCAGUCCUGGGUCCGGUAAAACCACUGUUGGUCGACUGCUUGGUCCUAAAUUAGGGAUGGACGUGUUGGACAUUGAUGACCAUCAUCUCGAAUCAUUUUGGGGUAUGCCUGUAUCAGAAAAGUUGGCAGAAGUCGGAUCAGAUUCAUUUAUCGAAGAGGAAGGAAAAGCACUCAUGGAGUUCAAUGAACGUGGUAAAGUUAUCUCCCUUACUGGUUCUAACCCCAUGUACAAACCUGCGAUGGACCACAUAGCAAGGACGGGUACUGUGGUAUUUUUGGAUACACCCUCGGAUGAUAUUGUUAGACGGUUAGAGGAAAUGAGAGUCAAUCGUAUCGUAGGACAAAAUGACGGAGUGACGAUGGAAAGUAUACUGAAAUACAGACAACAGUUUUACGAAGGAUCGUACGACAUUCGUGUCAUAGUCGAGGAAAACGAAAAUCCGGAAUCCAUAACGAAUAAAGUAUUUUUAGCCUUGAGUAGGUUGAAAAUGAAACCCGGGUAUGUAUCGACCCGACAGAACUCAAAACCUGAAGCCAGGAAGUCUUUCUCCGAUGUCAUUCUAAAAGGUCUGGCGCCUGAUGGCGGUUUAUUUGUUCCUGGCUCCUGUCUGCCUGUUUUAUCCAUAGGAGAAAUGAAACGAAUGGUUGACUCAAAGUAUCCCCAGCGAGCCCUUCAAAUCCUUGAAAAGUGCAUCCACCCUUCCGAUCUCCAUCCGUCAGUGUUGUCAACUUUCGUUUCUCGUGCUUAUAGCAAUGACAACUUUGAAUGCUUCAAAGUAUUUCCGGUACGUCAUCUAGACAACAAUCAAUAUCUCCUAGAACUAUUCCAUGGGCCAACAGCUUCCUUCAAGGAUGCAGCUCUGCAGUUGAUGCCACAAUUCUUCGUUAAUGCGUUGAAGGCAUCCAAAACUACAACAAAGUACGUCAUUAUCGUGGCCACUUCCGGCGACACAGGUGGAGCAGUUCUUGAUGGAUUUAUAAGGCAUGAAGGUGGCGCUGAUGUCGGCGUUCUGGUACUGUACCCGGAUGAUGGUAUCAGUGAUGUACAAAAACAACAGAUGACGGCAAUGGCGGGCAGAAACAUCCAAGUAAUAGGUGUUCGUGGAGAUUUCGACGUGUGUCAGUCCUUCGUCAAGCGUGCCUUCAAAGACCGUGCUCUAGAAAAAGACCUGAUGGUCGACACGAACUGUAAACUAAGCGCCGCCAACUCCAUCAGCUGGGGGCGUCUCCUACCACAAAUAGUGUACCACGUGUCUUCGUACCUCGAUCUUGUCCAGAAUGAUGUCAUCCAACUCGGAAGCGAAGUUGAUCUCUGCAUACCCACAGGCAACUUCGGAAAUAUCUUGGCUGCGUAUUAUUCAAAGCAAAUGGGAGUGCCGUAUCGGCGAUUGAUUUGUGCUUCAAAUUCCAACAACAUUUUAACAGAUUUCAUAAAAACUGGAACCUAUGACCUUCGGAACCGCACAUUACACAAAACGACAUCACCUGCAAUAGACAUUCUGGUCUCGUCUAAUCUAGAACGCUAUUUGUAUCACCUGUCGGGCGGAUCUGCCGACUUCAUCUCAGAAUGCUUCACAAACUUGGAGUCAUCAAAACAUUUUUCUAUACCUGAAAAGAUGAUAUCGGCCAUGAAGGAACUGUUUGUUGCGGACUGGUGUUCCGAAGAGGAAGUGAAGAGGACAAUCCAAUCUACCCUGGAUAAAACAGGCUACCUUUUGGAUCCCCAUACCGCUGUCGCAAAAUCUGUCGGUGACCGCUUCAACGUCAAAGACUGUCCUAUGAUCAUUGCGUCCACAGCACAUUACUCGAAAUUUGCACCCGAUGUGGCCAGAUUCCUUGGUCUGGAUAUUGAAAACGAACAGCUGAACGAAGUGUUUGAUAAACUUAAAGACAUGUGCGCUAGUCCUGUUAUGCACAUUCCUCUCCAGCAAUCGAUUGAAUGUCCACAAAUCCACACAAAAGUCCUGAAUUCCACGUAUUCCGAAGUUCGGGAGGAAAUCAAAACUUUCGCUCGUACGCUGUAGGUUGUCUUGGAAACAAUCAGACCAUGAGUGGGUUAUACUGCGUAGCGUUAGAAUAUGGAUGACGACAUUCUCGAUGUGUAGAGUUUCAUGAAUGAAUUCAGUUAUCGCUAAGGAUGUUUUAACUGAACAUUAGUAUUUCACAUUACAUUACAUUACAAUCAACGCUUCUCGUGUAGUGAUUCUGGCCAGGAACACGUUUAUUCAAAUCGUAAUGACGACUUUACUUAUAUAGUGCGAAAAUCACAAAAUCUAAAAGGCUAUUAUAUAACGUUGUUUGCAAAAGUUUGAUUUUGAAAAUAGUUCUGAUUUAUUUAAUGUAUUCAGCAUUGUGUUCUUAAAUGUGAUAAGAGCUAUUUUGGUACCGUUUCAUUUACAUUGGUGAAUUUUGACCACAGGUUAAUAUUAAAAACUUGUUUAUAUCAUAGGCGUAUUGAUAGACGAUGCUAGUACCUGUGUUUUGAAUGACAGAACAUUUAUGUUUCAGCUUUUCAUAUUUUUUUCUCUUUUCCCCCCCAAUGUCAAAUUCACCUCAUAAAUUUAAAUGUAUAUAAGGAAAUGUGAUAGACAGUAUAUAUGUAUGGCUUGUAAAGUAGCUAACUCACUGGCAUCUGCCUAGCUUUUAUCUGACAUUGGGUAUAUAGUUUAUUUACAGAAUACACAACUGUAUUUUUGUUGCUUUAUUUGAUUUUGUAUAUAAAAAGUAUAUAUCUAUGCAAAAAAUAGAUACAUUGUACACACAACUGUGGGUGUACAAUUCACCUUUGUGCGAUUAUUUUUUAAUGUGAACUUAUGUAUAACUCUGGGUAUAAACGGUUUAUAAUGCUAAAUAAAGAUAUAAAGUGAUGGUAUUGUGGCUUAAAUUGUCGUUGAUUAGAGUUCAGUGUGCAAAAUAAAUAUACUUGGUUGUAGGAUUGUUGCUAUGUUAAUUGACCUUGGGUGUACACCUCCUAUUGCAGUAAUUCUACACAGAAAAUAUUAAAUGAUUUAU